AUGAAAGAUAGUGAGUCCUUAUCCGUAUACCUUGCUAGACUGUUCGAUAUAAUGAAUCAAAUGAAGAGUUAUGGUGAGGAUCUGUCUAGGGAAAGAGUUGUGCAAAAAUGGUUGAUUAGUUUGCCUAGAUCAUAUGACCCUAUUUGCUCUAUGAUUGAACACUCUAAGGACCUUGAAACUCUUGAGGUUCAAGAGGUAGUUGCUUCUUUGAAAAGCUUUGAGCUCAUAUUGGAUAGACAUGCUGAAGACUCUACAGAAAGGGCUUUUGCUAGUCUAAACGUUGGAGGUAAAAAUCCUACGGGUGGAGGUAAUUCUGGAAAUCAAAAAUCUCAGAAAAACUGGAAAUCCAAAGGAAAGAAAUGA
Prunus armeniaca (apricot) is the source of this 363-nucleotide messenger RNA. The record is from the annotation of a GenBank genome assembly. Lineage: Eukaryota; Viridiplantae; Streptophyta; Magnoliopsida; Rosales; Rosaceae.